Cryptococcus amylolentus CBS 6039 is the source of this 755-nucleotide messenger RNA. RefSeq lists its product as hypothetical. The record is from RefSeq and is a predicted model, not a curated record. Bases 23 to 433 code for a protein of 136 amino acids. The transcript has a single exon. Lineage: Eukaryota; Fungi; Basidiomycota; Tremellomycetes; Tremellales; Cryptococcaceae.
UCAUGAGCAUGUAUGAUGUAGCAUGUCAACUAGCAAAACCAUUCAAACCCUUAUAGACACAGAUACAGCCUUGUCUAUGCGACCCUACUUCUUGGUCUACAAAGGCGGCCAUCGGCAUCCCAAGCCGCCAUUUGAGUCCCUCUACCUGACAACACUCCAGUCCAUCACUGUCCGACAUACUCCCUCAACUAUUCUGUCCUUAUUCCCUAUCCAAGCCCUCCGUCGAACUCGCUCACUGGCCAAGAAGUCUGCAAGGAGAGUACACAAUCUAUUGCUUCUUGAAGUACUGGCUCGUCACCGACUGCCCAGCGACAAUGUCGAAGAUUGUGUGUCCAACACCGAGGUAAGAGUCGGUUACCGACUUGAGAGAGGAGUCUGGGAUGAGGUCGGUCGCGGGGCUGUUGAUUUAUAUGGAAGUCGUGUGGAUCGAUAAGGGAUAUGGGAUGGUGAAAGGAAUAUGUGCGGAAAACCAGAUAAACAUGCAGAGUGAUCAGCGUCUGUCAACUACUUUUUCCUCCCUGAUUCCAGUAUCUGGUACUCACGCGAAUCCGGUAGUCUUCUUGACACCAGCAAGGAUUGUAGACACGGCGAGGGCGUCAAAGGCAAAGUGGACAAGACGGCCGAGAGCCAUGAUGGAUGCUUCUUUGGGAAGGGUGAGAUGCUUAAAGGGGAGAUUUGAGUGGACGAUAGAGGGUUACGCGGUCAGGCAGAGACGGGGGUGUUUAUAGGAUAAGUGGGAGAAGACAGUUGACGAG